Messenger RNA from Zootoca vivipara (common lizard), 3095 nucleotides. It is a transcript of the gene OLIG1, whose product is annotated as oligodendrocyte transcription factor 1. NCBI's taxonomy places the organism in Eukaryota, Metazoa, Chordata, Lepidosauria, Squamata, Lacertidae. Gene Ontology annotation, molecular function: DNA-binding transcription factor activity, RNA polymerase II-specific; protein dimerization activity; E-box binding. Gene Ontology annotation, biological process: sensory organ development; axon development; positive regulation of transcription by RNA polymerase II. The record is from RefSeq and is a predicted model, not a curated record. Gene Ontology annotation, cellular component: nucleus.
AUCUCACGGCAAAUCACCGGCGCGUGUGUCCCCCCCCCUUCCCCUUCCAGCUGCUCCCCACCCCCACAGCUCCUUUUUGUGCUAUGGAAGUUUUCUGCCUGCUCUGAAAGCGCAGCACCGAAGCGACCAUGCUGAGGCAGCCGCCCUUCUAUGAGCUGGUGGGCUACAGGCAGCCCCCUCCCGCCUUGCUGGUCAAACCAGCUCCUGAGCGGCCAGACUUUGCUCCAGAGCCUCUCCAAGGACCCGGGAGUGCCAAGGCGACCGCGGCAGCAGCGGGAGGCCACCUCGCCUCUGCCGCCGGCGUCACGCCCAAGAGUGACCAGAAGACCGAGCAGCAGCAGCUCCGGAGGAAGAUCAACAGCCGGGAGCGGAAGCGAAUGCAAGAUCUCAACCUGGCGAUGGACGCGCUGCGGGAGGUGAUCCUGCCCUACUCGGCCGCGCACUGCCAGAGCUCGCCGGGGAGGAAGCUCUCCAAGAUCGCCACGCUGCUCCUGGCCAGGAACUACAUCCUCUUGCUGGGGAGCUCCUUGCAAGAGCUCCGGCGGAUCCUAGGCGAGAUGAGCGGCUCGGGCCCCCGGCUGCUCCUGGCGGGCCUGCCCCUCUUCGCCGCCGCCGCCGCCGCCGCCCCGGGCCCGGUGCUCUUGACGCCGGGGGCCGUGAAUGCCCAUCACCACCACGCCCCGCACCCGGCCAGCAAGUACCUCUCGGUGGCCCUGGAAGAGCAGCAGUGCGGCCAAGUACACCUGCCCAGCGGCGCCAGCCUGUGCACUUGCGCCAUUUGCAAGUUCCCCCACUUCAUCCCGUCGUCCGGCCUCAGUUUAGCGGCCGUGCAGGCGCAGUUCUCCAAGUGACUGGGCCACUCCUGACCCGGGACUGCGGCGGGGUGGGGGUGGGGGAGAGAGAGGAUAGGAGAAGAGAAGAGAGGCGGAAGAUAGGACCUGGAGGGAGGGGCAAGGACGAGGACACGUGCGCAGCAGGAGGACUGGCGCGAGCGACGGGGAAGCGUCCUCCUCUGUUUAGUCCUCGCCGGGGUCGGACCGUGGCGAGAAUGCAGACAGUUCAGCAACGGGAGAAAGGAAUCUCCGGGGCGUCCGGCCCUUUAACAGGACAAGUUUGCAUGCAUUUCAGUGUCCGUUCAAAUCAAAUGCGAGAACGCUUCGCUCGCGCUUCGCUCGCGCGCGUGUAUGUAAGGAGGCGGGAGACAUUGCCAGGGAAAACGAAAAAUAAAGCAGUUGCCCAGAAAACUUGCUUUACAGUUUUAUAUGGGGCAAAAGACCAACCGAAGUUAUGUACCGUGAAUGAUGAGAACUUGUGCGCAUUCACUUUGGAAUAAGCCACGAGGCUUGCUUCCAAAGUAAACGUGCUUAAGGUUGGGCUGCUUGUCCAAUUGAUGUAGUGCGCAUGCUCCACAAAAGUCCGUAACUUAAUCAUGCCUCUGCAACUCUGUUCGUCUUCACCCAGUGCAGUAACAAGCGAGUGUUGUCAUUUACCUUGGCAACCCUGAGAUGCCACCCGUUCUCCCUUAUUGCCUAGUAUUUAAUUGUAGAUCGUGUAGUCAUUAGUCGCCACUGAUGUAUUGUUUGAAGAUAAUACCACUACGGCUAUCAAGAGGUGUGCAGCCCAAACCUAUCCAUUUUUACUCAGAAGUAAGCCCCACCACUCAUUUUAAUGGGACUGACUCCCAAGUAAGUUUGCAUAUCAUGGUAGCCCUCAGCACAAUCCUAAACUUGCUUACUCAGAAUGGAGCUUACCGCUUAGUAAGUAUUCCUAGGAUUCCAGUUUUCCAUUACCUAAAAGAUAGGCCUAAUGAUAAAUUUGUAACAUUACGCUGAGCAGAUAAUCCAUAGACACUCUAGUUUAAUGGUGAUGAGUGAAACAGGAGAGCCAUUGUCUUAGAAACAGAGAAAAAUUAAUAAAGAAAUGCUUGUAAUUUCAUUUGAUAGCUCCACCUCCUGAUCUAUUGCUUCUGAUUUUAGUACUUGAUAUAUUCUAUUUCUAUCCUAGGUAUAAGAGAUGAUGUUAGAAAAAUCCAGGAACUCAAAAUUAGAAUGUUCUAAUAUGUUGAUACCAUAAUAUAUUACAGAAUCUGCAGCACUGGAAGCUUCCCCCCUUCUUUUAAUCCUUUAGUUAUUUAUACUUGAUUCUGAUUAAAGAUAGAUCUUGAGACAGCCUUUUAAGAUACCUUUCAAUCCAUUUUCCCCCAGUUUUAUAUACUAAUGAAGCUGUAUAAUUCUAGAAACAAUGGUGUUUCAUAUUCACUUACGUCUGGAUGGUUUUAUUCUCCCCUUUAGGUAGUUUUUGUUCACUUCAAUUAUUGUGAGAUUACCAUUACAAUCUGCACAAAUAAACACCAAACUAUAAUAUCUAUCUUCUCACAUGCCCAAUGCAUCUGUAUCAAUGAGAGGCAAAGUAUGUUGUCAUGUUAUAAUCCUUUUAUGCCUGAAGGAGAGCCAGUAAUUCACUUCAGUCUCAAACUUGACUAAGUUUAAUUAGAGGUAGGAGCAAUCUAGUAUCAAGGAAAGGAGCCCCAGAAUAAUUAGGGACUCUGCCUCCGGUGAAGUAGUCACAGAAGCAAAGACCUGGGUAGAGUCUGCAAUUCAUUGUAACCAUAUGGUAGUUUCAGAAUGUCUUGUUAGGGUUCAAGAUGAUUAAAAAAUGGUAGACAUAAAUUAAGUCUGGAAAGCUAGGUCAGUGAAGUGAGGAAGAGAGGUCCUUAGAGUUAGCCUCCUUCUCCAAUGUCCAAAUCUUCCUUCAGGUUGGUUACUGCUGGGGAGUUUUCGGAUCUUGAAGCAUGCACACCCUUUUCUUGCUUCUAGGCUGAAGCAGGAAGCCUUCUCUCAGGGACUCUCUGCAGGAGGGCUGAGAGGAGACUGAUCCCAGCCUGACACCUCAAUCCCUAAGCAGUCUAACUCAACCGUAAGACCCAGUGUGUCAACGGAAUAUUCCCAGGUAAGUAUGGACAAAUUGCAUCUUUGGCCUCCUCAAUUCAAUUUGAUUAAUUCUGCCCAGGUGGUUUUCCCUGUCUUUGACUGCUCGGUUUUAAUUCAGAAGGAAGUAAAGAACAUCUAAUACAGUACUCCUGCUCAGAGAGCAGA